Molecule: messenger RNA, 987 nt
Organism: Drosophila takahashii
Lineage: Eukaryota; Metazoa; Arthropoda; Insecta; Diptera; Drosophilidae
Product: transcription factor Ouib-like
Biological process (GO): regulation of transcription by RNA polymerase II
Cellular component (GO): nucleus
Molecular function (GO): DNA-binding transcription factor activity, RNA polymerase II-specific; zinc ion binding
Source: RefSeq, a predicted model, not a curated record
AUGUCGAUGAAGUGUCGCAUUUGCGGUUUGUUGGCGGAUUUCGGCAGGAAGCUAUUUGAUAUUGACGGCGAGGGUCAUCUGAAAAACAUCCACAGUCUGACGGGGAUUUGGUUAAUUGAUAAGCCCGGUGUGCCCUCAACAAUGUGUCUAUCCUGCCUGCUCGACUUAAAUGCAGCUGUUGCCUUUCGCCAACGGUUAAUUAGGACAAACCAUUCUUGGUUGGAGGCUCAGCUCGAUCACUCGAAUAAACAGGAACUCGAGCCCGGAAACUUUUCCAGUACUAUUCAAGAUGAUCUUAAGGGAAGUCUAGAGCCUCCUAGUUCUUUAGAAAAGCCUAGGAAUACAGCUAGAAAGAAAUUCACACCUUUGCGCUACAGGGAACCGGAUGAGAUGCCAUCCAAUGCGGUAAAUCAAGAUGACUUCGUAUUGUCUUCAGCUGGAGAUCCCUCAAUUGAUCCUCCUCUGUGCGAAGAUCUCAUAAGGGUGAAAAACGAACCCCUGCUGUCGGACACUGAGCUAGAGGAUACCAGAAACCAGCAAGGAAACCUCGAAUACCAUCUUUUAAUGAGGCAAGAUCUCAAAGGGGUAGAAAACAAACCCCUGCUAGUGGACACAGAGGUGGAGGAUACCAGUAGGGGGGUAAGAAAUAGUGGGCCACCAAAGAGGAAGAGAGGACGCCCAAGAAAAGUCCAGCAAGUUUGCUUCUUCUCGUGCGAAGAGUGCGGCACAUCAUUCAUGGAAAAGGACGAGUACGAAGACCACCUUUUGCGACACUCCAGCUUUAAGCUGUUCCAGUGCGAGGAGUGCAAUCACCAGGAGAACACCGCCCACCGGCUCAAUUUGCACGUGCGGAUCAAGCACCGCGGCGAACUGCCAUACAUGUGCCGGUUCUGUGGCCAGAGUUUCGACAGGAUUAUGAAGAAAUUGCGACACGAACGAUGCCACAAGGAGAUCCUGACUACUAGAGUUUUUAAAAAGCAUUGCUAA